UCUUUCUAUCUCCAAUCUCCCUCCUUUCCUUUUUCAGUCUCUUCCCUCCAUCACCACCAACACCAAAACUGUUGUUUGUUUUUGAUUGAUUUGCUGUAAAAAAACUCUUUUUUUAUUUUUUUGUAUUACAUGUGAGAUGGGGUGCACGGUGUCAAAGCUCGACAACGAGGACACGGUGCGGCGUUGCAAGGAGCGGCGCCAUCUCAUGAAGGAGGCUGUGUACGCGCGCCACAACCUCGCCGCCGCACACGCCGACUACCUCUUCUCCCUCCGCCGCACCGGCUCCGCACUAUCCUCCUUUGGCGAGGGCGAGCAUCUCGCUGUCUCCCACGACGCCCGUCCCGUCUUCCUCCACCCCACCAUUCCCACCACCACUCCCCUCCCUCCACGCGUCCCUUCCCCCUCCCCUUCUCCUCCACCGCCACCACAGCAACAGCCCAGAACGCCGAUGAUGAAGAAUCCCAUGCCCAUGCCCGUGCCCAACAAUCCGAAGCCGAAGCCGAAGCCGAAGUCGAAGCCGAGACUCCCUCACAUACUCUCCGAAUCGAGCUUCUCAAACUCUCCGCGAAGCGAGUUCUUCCCGACGGCCUACCAGGCCAACUCCACGUACUCCAGUACGCCCUCCCAGACGUCGUCCGUGUGGAACUGGGAGAACUUCUACCCUCCAUCCCCUCCAGACUCCGAGUUCUUCGGCCAGCACAACACCAACACCCACUUCAAUCAACAGCAAGGCCACCAUUUGGACGACGACGAAGAAGAAGAAGAGCUCGAAGAAAAAGCGACCGAGUACGAUUUCUUCGAGAAUCGGGAGAAUCGCAAGAAUCGGAAAGAGGAGGAAGAGACGGAGGACGAGACGGAUGUAGUGACGGAGGCUGAGAGGGAGCGAGAGGAGGUGCAGUGUAGCGAGUGGGAUAGGGAUCACUACAGCACGACGAGUUCGUCGGAAGAGGAAGUGGAGGGUGAAGAUGGGGAUUUGAGGUCGGAGAUCGGGACGCGGUCGAACUUCGGGGGGUCAAUGGCGCCGCCGGUGCCACCGAUGGCGAAUUCGGAAGACGCGGGGUCGUCGGCAGGGAGCUACCGGACCAGGGAGAUCUGGUCGGAAAAUAUGAAGGUGGUGGUGAGGCACAAGGACUUGAAAGAGAUUGUGGACGCCAUCAAGGAGAACUUCGAGAAGGCUGCCGGCGCCGGCGACAAGGUCUCCGAGAUGCUCGAGAUCGGUCGGGCUCAGCUCGAUCGAAGCUUCAGGCAGCUCAAGAAGACCGUGUAUCAUUCAAAUAGUGUGCUGAGCAACCUGAGCUCGAGCUGGACCUCAAAACCGCCGCUGGCCGUUAAGUACCGGCUCGAUGCCGGUUCACUCAGUGAACCGGGCGGUCCAAAGAGCCUCUGCUCCACUCUGGAGCGGCUCUUGGCCUGGGAGAAGAAGCUCUACGCCGAAGUCAAGGCAAGGGAAGGCGUGAGGAUUGAGCAUGAAAAGAAGUUGUCCGCUUUGCAGAGCCAGGAAUACAAAGGGGAGGAUGAAACCAAGUUAGACAAGACCAAGGCUGCAAUAACGAGGCUGCAGUCACUAAUUAUUGUGACAUCUCAGGCUGUCUCUACCACCUCAACUGAAAUCAUUGGUCUUAGAGACUCCGAUCUUGUGCCCCAGCUUGUUCAACUUUGUCACGAGUUCUUGUACAUGUGGAGAUCAAUGAAUCAGUACCACGAAGUUCAGAACAACAUUGUGCAGCAAGUCUGGGGCCUUGUGAACCAGAGAACCAAGGUUGAUUCAACUUCCGAUUCACAUCGGCGGGCAACUCGGGACCUUGAAUCAGCUGUCACUGCCUGGCACUCCAGUUUCUGUCGACUUAUAAAAUUUCAACGGGAAUUUCUCCGAUCCCUCCAAAGCUGGUUCAGGCACACCCUUACACCGGUCACCAAUGACAACACCAAUGCCAAUAGGGAAACCUCGGAUGUAUAUGCCUUCUGCGAUGAGUGGAAGCUUGCCCUUGAUCGUGUUCCCGACACGGUUGCUUCUGAAGCCAUCAAGAGCUUUAUCAAUGUUGUUCAUGCAAUAUCUGCACAACAAUCUGAAGAGCUCAAGAUAAAAAAACGAACAGAAACUGCAUCAAAGGAGCUUGAUAAAAAGCAUUCAUCUCUUAGAAACAUAGAAAAGAAGUUCUACCAUUCAUACUCUAUGGUAGGUAUUGGGCUUCCUGAUGCUGGGUCAGAAACUGGGCAGGCAUUGGAUGCCCGUGACCCACUUGCCGAGAAGAAAUCUGAGCUUGCAGCCUGCCGGAGACGGGUGGAAGAUGAGUUGCAGAGGCAUUCCAAGGCGGUAGAGGUGACGAGAGCAAUGACACUAAAUAAUUUUCAGACGGGCUUGCCAGGUGUUUUUCAGGCAUUAACCAGUUUUUCUGCCUUAUUUGCAGAGGCUCUCAAUUCUGUGUGCAACCUUUCCUAUGCUAUCAAAUAGAUUACACACUUAUUCUGCUUGUGUUUCUGAGGUAAUUUGGAAUGUACAAGGGCUGGGUUUUUUUGUUGGCAGGCUCUUAUUAUUGUUACUAUUAUUAGUUUUGGGGGUUCUUUUUACAUGUAAAUAUGAGGAAUUUUGUGAUUUUAUCACCCUCUUUUGGUGGGAAGGAGAGUGUCUCUGUAUAGGAAAUUGCUGGGAUUGUUGUAUCAGAGGUUCACAAAUUCUGCAGAUGAAUAAAUACACGCUUUCUAC
Molecule: messenger RNA, 2704 nt
Organism: Corylus avellana
Lineage: Eukaryota; Viridiplantae; Streptophyta; Magnoliopsida; Fagales; Betulaceae
Product: bZIP domain class transcription factor (DUF630 and DUF632)
Source: RefSeq, a predicted model, not a curated record